Molecule: messenger RNA, 5064 nt
Organism: Vicugna pacos (alpaca)
Lineage: Eukaryota; Metazoa; Chordata; Mammalia; Artiodactyla; Camelidae
Gene: ACER2
Product: alkaline ceramidase 2
Biological process (GO): sphingosine biosynthetic process; ceramide catabolic process
Cellular component (GO): Golgi membrane
Molecular function (GO): N-acylsphingosine amidohydrolase activity
Source: RefSeq, a predicted model, not a curated record
GUAGAGCCCCGAGAGGCCGGCCGAAGAGGCGCCACAUCCGGCGGCUGUCCCGUGGUGCAUAAAGCUGCCGCCGCCGCUACAACCUCCGUUGGUUCCCAGCAGCAGCUCUGGCCUCCUCUCUGCAGGAGCAGCUGCUCCAAUGCUCCAGAGCGGCCAUGAGUGCCCCGCACUGGUGGGACCAGCUGCGGGCUGGCAGCUCGGAGGUGGACUGGUGCGAGGACAACUACACCAUCGUGCCUGCCAUCGCCGAGUUCUACAACACGAUCAGCAACGCCUUGUUUUUCAUUUUACCGCCCAUCUGCAUGUGCUUGUUUCGUCAGUAUGCGACAUACUUCAACAGUGGCAUCUACUUAAUCUGGACUCUUUUAGUUGUAGUGGGAAUUGGAUCCGUCUACUUCCAUGCAACCCUUAGUUUCCUGGGUCAGAUGCUUGAUGAACUUGCAAUCCUUUGGGUUCUGAUGUGUGCUCUGGCCAUGUGGUUCCCCAGAAGGUAUCUACCAAAGAUCUUUCGGAACGACAGGGGCAGGUUCAAGGCGGUGGUCUGCGUCCUGUCUGCCGUUACAACGUGCCUGGCAUUUGUCAAGCCCGCCAUCAACAACAUCUCUCUGAUGACCCUGGGCGUCCCUUGCACUGCGCUGCUCAUUGCAGAGCUAAGGAGGUGCGACAACGUGCGUGUAUUUAAGCUGGGCCUCUUCUCCGGCCUCUGGUGGACCCUCGCCCUCUUCUGCUGGAUCAGUGACCGGGCCUUCUGUGAGCUGCUGUCGUCCGUCCACUUUCCCUACCUGCACUGCGUGUGGCACGUCCUCAUCUGCCUGGCCGCCUACCUGGGCUGCGUGUGUUUUGCCUACUUUGACGCCGCCUCCGAGAUCCCCGAGCAAGGCCCCGUCAUCCGCUUCUGGCCCAGCGAGAAAUGGGCCUUCAUCGGUGUCCCCUACGUGUCCCUUCUGUGCGCCAACAAGAAGUCACCAGUCAAGAUCACGUGACGGCGAGGCAGUGGCUGGCUUCUCUCUUUCCUUCCCUCGUGCACCUAGACUUCACUUGCUUGCCAGGGGGGUUCGCAGAGUCAGGGGUGCGGGUCUGUCCUUUUAGAAUUCUGUUCCCUUGGUUCCUAACAAGUGUGCCUGGACCACCAGGUCUCCCGGUGCGUGGAAGGAGCGGCUGCCUUGCCCUUUCCCGGGAAAGUAAGGGGAUGAGGGGCACUAGGUGUGUCUUCUCGGCGCCGCCUCCGGCUGCCGUGCCUGUAGGGCUGUGUCCUUCGUGGUGCUGGCACAGCAGUCCCGCAGGGGACCCAGCACUGCACGUGCCUCGCUUCCCGGUGAGAGUUCGCUCCAGACCCCACAGUUCCCAGGUGCUCUGGGAGCGGACUCCUCCUGUGACAGACGGAGCCUGCCUGCGCUGCACAAGACCCUCUGACUGCCUGAUGGGAGACGCCAGCGAUUUUCACUGGGGGAAACUCCUAAAAAUCGAAAGCAAACAGAUGGAGCACACACACAGGGCUUGUGGCUAAGGAGGCUGGUUUUCCCCCUCGCGGCUCAAUAACACAGGUUUUACAUCGUGUGUGAAUCCUUUUUCUGCUACCUCUGCUGAGAGAUGGAACCUGGACUUAAGAUCAGGGGGAAGCUAAUGAGAAAAACCGUCUAUGCCAAAAAGGACACUCCAUUGUAAGCCAUUCUUGAAGAUGAGCACAAUCUUUCAAUGCUGACAUUGCCCCACGCCCCAGUAACCUCCAACACACAGAAGAGCUACAGUGUGAGCAUUCCAUACGUAGACCUCCCCUCACCCCUUUACUGCUUGACCUCUGAGACACUGCCAAAGGCCUGUGACAAUUGUGGUGGGGGUCCUGGUUCAAAAUUUGGAGCAAACAUGAAGUUUUAGAAGCUCCUUCUCAUCAGAAGCCUCCUGUUUGCUGUCCUGUUCUGGAAGUCAUCCUCAAGAAUCUUGCUUCUUUCUCUGAUAUUUACAAUGGGAAUUACACUCCCUAUUCUCACAGUACGAGGUGCUUCCUGUGGUUCCUCUGAGCAUUUGACCACUUGGCUUUCCUUAAGUGCUGGCCGUAACUACCCACUGGCUGCUUUGGGUGCAGCAGGGCAGAUCUCUGGCCUCUGAGUUCCUCUCACUUAAAGUGACACUGGCUACGACUGCUUUCCUCUCCAUUGGGCUAAAUGGAAGAUUUGUUGUCAAGGUGUGAGGUGGGAUUUCAUGACCUCAGGGAUACUCAUUCUAAGUCAGGCAUCUCUUGCUCUGCAACAUUCCACCAUGGGAGAGGGCAGGACAGAAGUGUCCUCCCGUCUGUGGACAGGAAUCAUCUCAUUGUCCUAAGUACUAAAGAGUUUGGCAGUAGGAGUUUUUUGACAUGUCCAGAAAGUCUCUGGUUAGAAUUUGCCCGGGAUCUAAGGUGCAAAGUCCAAUAAGCAACUGAAUUUAGAGUUUAGAAAUGAAUGUCUUUAUUCUAUUUCUGUGGUUUUCAGAUUAUUUUAGCAGCAACCCUGGUUGCAGUAAGAAAUCUUGAUGGAGCCCUAAUGUGUGAAAUAGGUUGUAUUAGCUUAAAUUCAUAUUGAGGUUAAACUUACAGUAUUUCCUGAGUAAUAUAUAAGGCAGUGCAAAUGCAAAUUAAAUGGGUGGCCUCCAAGGUAGAAAAAUUUGAUAUUGAAUGAGUGUAUAUGUAGCUUUAUUAUAGUUAAAAAAAAGAUUUGAAUUAAAUGCGUAUGGAACCUCUAAUGUACCUCUCUGAGGCCUUGGUGGCUCGUGGAAGAGAAUUGGAAAACUGAUGUUAAGUUGUUUGGGUUUCAAGGCUAGAAUUUUUUUUUGUUUUUAAAGGGAAGUGUCAGACCGUCCUUACUUCAAAUUGACCCACCAGGCAAGGAGUCUGUUCUCAGCUUUUACCCAUUCUGCAGUAUAAAAAUGCUCCAAGUAGGGAGCUUUGACGUAUCUUAAGCCCAGCUCUUUUUAGUGUGGCAAAGUAAAUAAGGAGAAGCCGAGAGUGUAGGAAAUGUUUUUUGUGUGUGAGAUUUAAUUUCUGUUUUGAAAAUUCUUCAGUAAUGGGAGCACGGUCCCAGCCAUUCAGGAGGACCGUGUCUCCCCAUGGUGUGAAGGGCCUGUUCCCUGGGGGACAGCAUUCCAGCUCCCAAAGCUUUGACCUUGCCCUUCCGGAAGGUUCUCAGUGUCCUUCGGAAAUAGGGAUAACAUGUGACUGCCCGGUGGAAGGGAGUACCCUAACUCAUAAACUAUUUCUGACCCUCUUUGAUAAGACCAAUGACUAAGCUCAGUUUCAGAAGGAAUGCUUUAUGAAAAACAGAACGCCUUUCUAGAGGUUGGCUUUAAAGGGAUGAGGGCUGAGAAGGAAAGGGGUAUAUCUGAAGACAAAACAUAACUACUUCUGAACAGAAAUCACUAUCGCUUGCCAGCAUGGGAUGGUAAAUCAAGGGAGUAGGACUACACCAGUCUGAUUUUAAGUUAGGUUUAUGGCAUCAUUCAUAUUGAUAUUUACAUUUAUAUUUAUAAUGCUUUUAUGUAUAGCACUACAUGCUUUUUAAAGAAAAUGGGGAUAUUACAGAAAAGUUGAAGAAAAAGUAAUCGAUUUCUAUAGCUCAAGGACAACCAUUGUUAAUAUAUUUUUGUUUAUUUCCUUGUCUCUCCCCCCCAGUAUAGUUGUAAAUAGGUAUCUUUUAGAGCUGACAGUUGAUCUGGUAGCUUAAAUGGAAUAUAAAUGCCAGUUGUACAUUUCUCAUGAAGAGCUGGUUUUGGAAUAUACUAGAGUUAGCUAUACACUGAAUGUUCAUCACUGGAUUCUAAGACUUACUACUGAGUCUUCCCUUUUAAUGAGCCUCACGUGAAUGGCCCUAAGAAAUAAUGAACUGAAUUCUAUUCUUUGAUCUGCUUCUGCACUUAGAUGUUAAAGAUAUGGUUCUACAGGUUUUGAUGUUUUCAGAUUUUUAAAAAAAUGAAUAGCUUAUUUCAUUAAUUGAUGUGCAAUCAAGAAUCUCCCCCCCGCCCCAAUUCAGGGAAGUGGCGAUUUGAUAUUUAGGAGUUAGGUCAUGGCUGUUACUCAGCAUGGCUAUUAGAUACUUGGUUAGAAUUUGCCUAAGAUCAAUACCCAACAGGAACUGGAUUUAGGAUAUUAGAAAACAAUGUUACCAAGUGGUCAUUUAAGUCAAUGAUUCUUGUUUUAUAGAGUUUGAUGAUUUUCAGAAAAAACAUUGUCUCCCCUUUAUUAUAAUAGAAAACAAGCACUUCAGUGAAUAUAUUUAAGGUGCUUGGGGUGAGCUAUCUGAAUCUAUUUGGUAAUAGGCCACACUCUGGGGGACCUCUGUGCCUGUCCCUCUGAAGAGUGCUUAAAAACAUUCAUUAUGGAUCAAAGGCGUUAUGUUGAGGGACUAAGCCUGAUGGUCAUCAAGCACAGGCUUUCCCAUCACCUAUUCUCCUUGCUGCAUUUCUCAGGGUGUAAAACCUUCUCACUAGUUCACCAUGCUUACCUGAGCUGGUGCCCUGUUGGAGGCUCCAGGACCGGGAUUUGAGCCUUCCCUGGCUCUUUAUCCCCUGGGGCUGACAUGGAACCAUCUCGGGGGACAGGUGAGGGCUGAUUGCUGGGCCGGGCCCCUCUCAUGGUUCCUUUUCCCCAAGUGAACUGGGAACCUUGGCUGGCCAGCUCUUCAACUGGUGCUGCUGGUCUAGCUGGUCAAAGACAUCUCCGGCCAGGCUGGGAUUCUCAAUGGAUUUUUUUAAACAGACAUCAUUCUCCUACAGACUUUUUUAAUGGCCCCUACUCUAAGGGAUUAGUUGUUUGAAUUAUAUCUUUCCUUAUAUGUUACACCAGAUUUAAGACUAUUUUGUAACCACAAUAUGUAGUCAGAGCACAGAGUGUUUUCAGACAUGCCUUGUUUUGUACUUCAUACAGGGUGUGCCGUGUAAGGGUGGCGCCCAUUGGCUGUGGUAGCAUUUAAUUGCAUUGCCAUGGGAGUGAUUUAAGGCCUUUAGAAUUGGAGCUUUUGCACUUUAUGCUCUUUUUGUGAACUGACCGUGAUAGCUACCUUUGAUAUUAAAGCCAUAAGUGGCAUUUUCUGUGAA